AUUCUCCAGAUCAACAUGGCGACCUGCAUGAAGAUGAUCGGCGCUGCCAGGCAGCUACACAAACAUUCCUCUCUUCUUGUCAAAUUUAACCGGUCAGUGGCGUUCAGGACCGCCAGCUGCCGCCUCCUCCUCCCCGACACAGCAGCCCACAGCCGGAUCCAACCUCCGCGGUCCUCCUCCAGCAGCAGCAGCAGCAGCAGCAGCACUUCUCAGAGGACAUGCACCUUAUCGACAGCUGGCUGCAGGCUGAGCAGAACUCCUCGAUGGAUGCGUGUCGGGACUGUUCUCCCUGGCCACACCGACCUCUUCACACACACAUCUCGACAUGCGACGAUUCAGGGCAGGAUGUUUGGGAACCGGGCCAGCGAUGCAGGCUUCUCCGGGGAGGACGGCGGGGACAGUGCAGGCUCCGCAGGGGGAGAGUCUGGAGGGGAUGGCGGUGCCCCGUACAACGGAGCUCAGAUGACGGCUCUCACCCCCCUGAUGGUCCCAGAGGUGUUUCCUAAUGUGCCGCUGAUCGCUGUGAGCAGGAACCCGGUGUUCCCCCGCUUCAUUAAGAUCAUAGAGGUAAAGAACAAAGAGCUGAUGGAGCUGUUGAGGAGGAAGGUUCGUCUGGCUCAGCCGUACGCCGGAGUCUUUUUGAAGAAAGAUGACAAUAAUGAGUCAGACGUGGUGGAGUCUCUAGAUGCCGUCUAUUCUACAGGGACCUUUGUUCAGAUUCAUGAGAUGCAGGACCUUGGAGACAAGCUGAGGAUGAUCGUCAUGGGACACCGCAGGAUCCGGAUCACAGGACAGCUGGAGGUGGAGCCUGAUGAGGCAGCAACGUCUCCUGUGUGGUCAGAGCCUGAAUCAGAAUCCCAGCCCAAAACUCCACCAAGACGCAAAGCCAAACGCAGCCGCAAGGACCAACCGGCUUCUCCGACAGAGCAGCUGGAAGACAAGAUAACAGAAGCAGACCUGAGUCCAGAACUUCAGCCUCUGCCCUCCUCUAACAUCCUGAUGGUCCAAGUGGACAACAUUGAACAUGAACAGUUCACCGUCACAGAAGAAGUCAAGGCGCUGACGGCAGAGAUAGUGAAGACCAUCAGGGACAUCAUCGCCCUGAACCCUCUCUACAGAGAGUCGGUCCUCCAGAUGAUGCAGGCUGGUCAGAGAGUGGUUGAUAAUCCCAUCUACCUCAGCGACAUGGGAGCAGCUCUGACAGGAGCAGAGUCCCAGGAAUUACAAGACGUCCUGGAAGAGAUUAAUAUCCCGAAGCGUCUCUACAAGGCUCUGUCUCUGCUGAAGAAGGAGUAUGAGCUGAGUAAACUGCAGCAACGACUGGGUCGAGAGGUGGAAGAGAAGAUCAAACAGACCCACAGGAAGUACUUACUACAGGAGCAGCUCAAGAUCAUUAAGAAGGAGCUGGGUUUGGAGAAAGAGGACAAAGAAGCGAUCGAGGAGAAGUUUCGAGAGAGACUCAAAGAGAGGGUUGUCCCACAGCACAUCACGGACGUCAUCAACGAAGAACUCAACAAGCUGGGACUGCUGGACAACCACUCCUCAGAAUUCAAUGUCACGAGGAACUACCUCGACUGGCUGACCAGCAUGCCCUGGGGUACCAAUAGUGAAGAGAACUUAUCACUGGCAAGAGCCAGAGAAGUUCUGGAAGAGGACCAUUAUGGGAUGGAAGAUGUUAAAAAGCGUAUUUUGGAGUUCAUCGCAGUGAGUCAGCUGCGGGGCUCCACCCAGGGGAAGAUCCUGUGUUUCUACGGUCCUCCAGGUGUAGGAAAGACAUCCAUUGCCCGCUCCAUAGCCAGAGCCCUGAACAGACAGUACUACAGGUUCAGCGUGGGAGGCAUGACUGAUGUGGCUGAGAUUAAAGGACACAGGAGAACGUAUGUUGGAGCGAUGCCAGGAAAGAUCAUCCAGUGCCUGAAGAAAACCAAGACAGAGAACCCUCUGGUGCUGAUAGACGAGGUCGAUAAGAUGGGUCGUGGUUACCAAGGCGACCCAUCCUCUGCACUGCUGGAGCUUCUGGACCCUGAACAGAACGCCAACUUCCUCGACCACUACCUGGAUGUUCCUGUAGAUCUGUCAAAGGUUUUGUUCAUCUGCACGGCCAAUGUGAUUGACACCAUCCCAGAGCCUCUCAGAGACAGGAUGGAAAUGAUCAAUGUUUCUGGAUAUGUGGCUGAGGAGAAACUGGCUAUAGCUGAGCAAUACCUGGUCCCUCAGCUCCGCUCUCUGUGCGGUCUGACUGAGGAGAAAGCCUCAAUCUCUCCUGAUGCCCUGAGUCUGCUCAUCAGACAGUACUGCAGGGAGUCUGGAGUCAGGAACCUGCAGAAACAAGUAGAAAAGGUUUUCCGUAAGGUGGCAUUCUCUAUUGUCAGCGGUGAACACUCGGAUGUGACUGUUACGCCUGACAACCUGCAGUUAUAUGUGGGCAAACCUAUUUUCACUGUGGAUCGAAUGUACAAUAUCACCCCACCGGGAGUGGUUAUGGGACUCGCAUGGACUGCUAUGGGAGGGUCAACGCUGUUUAUCGAGACUUCAUUGCGUCGUCCUUCUGGAGGAGCAGACUCUAAAGGAGAGGGCUCACUGGAGGUUACAGGUCAGCUGGGUGAUGUCAUGAAGGAAAGUGCAAAGAUCGCUUCAACCUUUGCCAGAGCCUUCCUGAUGACUCAAGAACCAGAAAAUCACUUUCUGGUGAACUCCCACCUGCACCUCCAUGUCCCUGAGGGGGCGACUCCCAAGGAUGGACCAAGUGCUGGCUGUACCAUUGUUACAGCGUUGUUGUCCCUGGCAACCAAGCAGCCAGUGCGUCAGAACGUAGCCAUGACUGGUGAAGUGUCACUUACUGGAAAAAUACUGCCAGUAGGAGGAAUCAAAGAGAAAACUAUUGCUGCCCGUCGCGCUGGGGUGACAUGCAUCAUCCUGCCAGCGGAGAACAGAAAAGACUUCUCUGACCUGCCUGACUACAUCAGCCAGGACCUGGAGGUCCACUUUGUUGAUCACUACAGCCAAAUCUACCCUAUCGCUUUCCCACAGGAGCAGUCUUAACCUGCUUUUGAUUUUCAUGGCACAUAACACAGAACCUGUUUGUUACCACAUGACACUGACUUUCGUCACUGACUGACGUCAUUUUCUCUGGAGAACUGGAGUCUAGCAAAUAUGCAGUUGGAAGUCCUGUUGUGUAGAAUGGACUAUAUUAUCUCUUCCAAAAUCUGGAACAGCGGACUUGGUGAUCACAUUUAAAACUCAGUUUCAGCCACGUCAGGAAUGUAGGAGGACGUCACGUGACCGAAGACAACAUCAAUGACUGCCCCAAAGAUGGACAUAAAGUCAGUGAUGAUGGUGUUGAUGAACACUGGUCGGUCAUCACAGGAUGUGAUGUCAUCACUGAGGAGAUGAGGUGGCAACUUUGCUGCCAGGCAGCCUCGUUACCCACAGGCCUUAUUACAUAGGGCUGUGGAUGGACUCUUACACAGAUUUUUUUUUUUAUUAUAUAUUGUUAUUGGCCAGAUGUGAUAAUGAUGUUGAAAUAAAUUUAAUUUAAAAAAUGUAAUUAAAAAACUCUGAUAUUAUCUUUAUAA
This is a messenger RNA of Centropristis striata (black sea bass), 3575 nucleotides long. It is a transcript of the gene lonp1, whose product is annotated as lon peptidase 1, mitochondrial. Gene Ontology annotation, cellular component: mitochondrial matrix. The coding region runs from base 16 to 3042 and encodes 1008 amino acids. The record is from RefSeq and is a predicted model, not a curated record. Gene Ontology annotation, biological process: mitochondrion organization; chaperone-mediated protein complex assembly; protein catabolic process. The transcript has 21 exons. Gene Ontology annotation, molecular function: single-stranded DNA binding; ATP binding; serine-type endopeptidase activity. NCBI's taxonomy places the organism in Eukaryota, Metazoa, Chordata, Actinopteri, Perciformes, Serranidae.